Molecule: messenger RNA, 999 nt
Organism: Dichotomopilus funicola
Lineage: Eukaryota; Fungi; Ascomycota; Sordariomycetes; Sordariales; Chaetomiaceae
Product: P-loop containing nucleoside triphosphate hydrolase protein
Exons: 3
Coding region: 1-999 (332 amino acids)
Source: RefSeq, a predicted model, not a curated record
AUGUCGAACAAGCCGAUCCUUGUGGCUACCCACCCCCGGGCCUGCUCAACUGCCUUCGAACGAGUCUUCAUGACCCGGACCGACGUUCUACAUUGCGUCCACGAGCCGUUUGGCGAUGCCUUCUACUUCGGCCCGGAACGAUUGAGCGGUCGUUAUGAGAACGACGGGCAGGCAAGGCAGGAGAGCGGAUUUGCCAACACCACAUAUCGAGAUGUGCUCGAUGGUCUGUUAAACCCAGCCAACAGUGAUGGCAAACGGCUCUUCAUCAAAGAUAUUGCCCAUUAUCUUCUCCCCCCUCAUCAACAGCCCGUCAGCAUCGCCCCAUCCCUCGCCUCGAACGAAGCAAAACAAUCAGCAUCAGCACCGCAAUCGCAACGCGCCAAUCCCACAGUCCUCCCGGCAUCUGCGCUCCGCGAAUUCCACUUCACCUUCCUCAUCCGCCACCCACGCCGUGCGAUACCCUCUUACUACCGAUGCACUGUCCCGCCGUUAUCCACGCGCACCGGCUUCCACAAGUUCAUGCCCAGUGAGGCCGGCUACGACGAGCUUCGCCGCCUCUUCGACUACCUCCUCCACGAAGGUCUGAUCCAGCCAAAGUCCGGGGAGACAGCAAACGGUGUCAAUGGUACCGGCUCCUCGGCCCUCAAGGUCACGGUCGUCGACGCCGAUGACCUGUUGGACAAGCCAGCAGAAGUGGUGGAGGCCUUUUGCGCCGAUAUCGGCCUGGACUACCACGAUGGCAUGCUCAAAUGGGGCGACGAAGAGAGUCAGCAGCGGGCGAUUGCUGCAUUUGCCAAGUGGGACGGGUUUCACGACGACGCGAUUGCGAGCACUGAGCUACGGGCUAGGGUGCACGCUAAGAAAACACCAACGGAAAAACAAGAGGAUGAAGAGUGGCGCAACAAGUUUGGCGAGGAGGGUCAGAAAAUCAUUCGCGAGUGUGUCAAUGCCAAUGUGGCCGACUACGAGUAUCUCAAGUCGUUUGCUAUCAAGGUUUAA